Molecule: messenger RNA, 2667 nt
Organism: Misgurnus anguillicaudatus (oriental weatherfish)
Lineage: Eukaryota; Metazoa; Chordata; Actinopteri; Cypriniformes; Cobitidae
Source: RefSeq, a predicted model, not a curated record
UGGGCGUCUAAAGAACCCAAUGGUAAAAGAGACGAGAACUGUGUUGAGUCUUAUUCACCAGGGUGGAAUGAUUUUUCAUGUAAUACUGCUCGAAAAUGGAUUUGUGAGAAAUAAUUAAUUUUAAAUUACACAGUAUAAAGAGCUUGCAACAGAUAUGUAUUUAUUUUGUCGUCCUAACUGCUAUAAAAUGGACAAAAUAAAAAAAACUGAACAGAACAAUGCAGGAAACUACAACAGACCUGAAUUUGAUGAUUUUGACAUCUGUGAGUUCUGUAUCCUGCUUACAUAAUGUCCAAUUGCAUCAGUUAUUUUCGAUCUGCUCGACUAUACAGUAUGUAUAUUAUAUUGGAUUUCUGUCAAUAGAUCUUUCAAAAAUGUACACACUGCACCUUUAAGCACAGAACGCCUUUAAAUUAAGGUGCUGGUUCUGAAACUGAUGGUUCGUUUAUGUUUGAUUAACUAACCGCCUCUUGCUUAACCUAUUACUUUUUCUGUUUUAUUGUUGUUUGUAUGCAUGUGUUUUGUUUAGUUAGAUGUAAUGUGUUUUCUAGUAGUUUAGUUUAAUAAACCCUUGUUUGUAUUCACUCAUGAUUGUGUUUGCUGUUUACAAAUUUAUGUCACGUUAACUGUCCAAUCUUGUAACACAAUUUGUGUAGCACUGCGCAGAAUCCGUUGCGUAAUCUGUGUAAUUUGCAUACAUGCAACACUUUAUACGCAGCUCUGAACUUCUCUUCUACUUACAGGGUAUCACAUGAUCACACACUCUUAGAAAAAUGAUACAAAUGUUUUAACGUUUAAACCUUCUAAAAAAAGUCCUAAUAUGUACCAUUUUGGUACAUGAUUACCAAUUUGCACUUUUUUAUGUAGAAAAGUGUAAUUUUAAAAAAGGUACUACCCCAGUGACAACUUUUGUACCUUCUUGUACCUUUUUUUUCUGAGAGUGUACAUCACAUAUUGACCACAUACAGUAUGGUUGUUGUGCUGUACCUGCUAUUAAAACCGUUAAACCAAUGAAAUAUACAGUAUAGCAAUGCAGCAAACUAAAACAGGUCCUUAAUGUUUGUCAUGUACAGUUUGAUUUGGUGUGACUUUAAAGGCGCCAAGAGAUAAAAAAGCUUUACACCCCACCUUAAACCUCAAAUUGUUGUUUCAGUUGCAAAUGCAUGUUUGCUAAUGGCACAGAGAUGCACUUUACACAUUAUAGCUAAAAUCUAAACUACUUUUUUAUCUUAAUGGUCACAUGAUUUUGGACUUGACACAUUCUUAACACAUUGAUCUCAGAUCAGUUCCGUUCGCACAGUGUGGCAAGCAACAAUCCUAAAGGACAAUUUAAAAUUGCACAGUGUACAUCUGGCUUUAUGCUAACUGUACAGAGAUACAUGUCACACACAGAGUAAACAGAUCUUGUCUUCACACAUUGGUCUCAGAUCAGUUCCGUUUCCUUGCGUCAUUCUCAUCAGUGUAAAAACAGAAGACAGAGAAAUACACAGGAAGAACUUUUAUCUUUAGCACAUUUGCAUUGUAUUAGAGUGUAGAAGAGCUGCAAUGUCUGAUGAUAUUUAUCACAAUGUGCUCAAUACUGAGAUUCAGGGAACAGACAGAGAGGAGAUGAUGGUGGUCAUCUAUGAGAGUGGAGAUGACUUACGGACACAGACAGACUCCAAUACAAACAGACAACAACCAAUUCAGUCUACAGGAAGUGAGUGUGCGAGGAUGAAAAGUUACAGAUCAGUUACAGUGUGUUUGGUGCUGCUGUGUGUUCUUCUACUGACUGCAGUCAUAGUGCUGUGUGUCCUCAUCAAAAACUUUACUAAAGAGAGAGACCAGCUACUAACCAAAUACACCAACAUCACAGAAGAGAGAGAUGAAUUAAUAGCCAAGUACAAUAAUAUCACUAAACUAAGUGAGCAAUGGAUUCAGAAGAUAAAUACACUGCGGACAGGUCUUUAUGAUGGAUGGAUUUACUAUCAGUCCAGUUUGUACUUCAUUUCAUCUGAGGAGAAGAUCUGGAGUGAGAGCAGAAGUUACUGUAGAGAGAGAGGAGCAGAUCUGAUCAUCAUUAACAACAAAGAGGAACAAGUGAGUGAAACAAGUUUUGUAGAUGCAGAGGUCAGUUAAACAAAUACUGCAGUCUUUUAUAAUACAAAUGUGUUAUUUUAUAUUCUCAGGAUUUUAUUAAGGACAACUAUGGUAAUGACAAACUCUGGAUUGGUUUGUCUGACAGUGAUGAGGAAGGCAGAUGGAAAUGGGUUGAUAACAGCACACUGAACUCUAGAUUCUGGGCGUCUGAAGAACCCAACAGUAAUGGAGGUGAUGAAGACUGUGUUCUGUUUGAGUCAACAGGGUGGGCUGAUUAUCCAUGUAUUCGUACUUAUAAAUGGAUUUGUGAGAGAAAGAUUUUAAAAUGAGUUGUUAAAUAAGAAGUUCAUUCAGUAAACUUUAAAUAAUUUUUGACUUUCUAAGAAGUCUUAAAAUCAAAUGUAUAUUGUAUAAGUUCCAGUGUUAAUGUGAAUUUACUCCGUUUUCAUCCCACAGUUCAAAAACAUGCAAGUUGGGUUAACUGGAUAUGUCAGAUUGCCCGACGUGUGUGUAGAUAAACUUAUGUGGAUUCAUUUGUGUGUGUGUAUGUGUGUGUGUGUGUGUGUGUGUGUGUGUGUGUGUGUGUGU